Molecule: messenger RNA, 1831 nt
Organism: Syngnathus acus (greater pipefish)
Lineage: Eukaryota; Metazoa; Chordata; Actinopteri; Syngnathiformes; Syngnathidae
Gene: e2f6
Exons: 8
Coding region: 105-1304 (399 amino acids)
Biological process (GO): regulation of transcription by RNA polymerase II
Cellular component (GO): RNA polymerase II transcription regulator complex
Molecular function (GO): protein dimerization activity; RNA polymerase II cis-regulatory region sequence-specific DNA binding; DNA-binding transcription factor activity, RNA polymerase II-specific
Source: RefSeq, a predicted model, not a curated record
UGUACUUCCGCAUCAACGACACGCCUUUUCCGGGUUCUCGAAAACGUGCCAACUUUCAAGGGGAUAUCUUUAUUUGGACUUCCGUGGAGUUUGGGGCGCUAAGCAUGGUCAAGUGUGUUGUUUCCGGGUGUCCGAACCGCAUGCUCAACGGUAACCGGGGCGCCUUGAGCCGACCGCCGAAGAGGUUCUUCCCGUUCCCCAAAGACCCGGCGCGGGUCAAGGUAUGGCUGGCUGCCCUGCGAGAGACGGACAAGCAGGAAGCGUCGGAGCAGCACUUGAUCUGCGAGGAGCACUUCCUGCCGGAGGACAUCUCCAGGAACGGCGUCAACAGCGACGCCAUCCCCAUCAUGCCGCCCUACCUGGACGGAUCCCUCGGGGGCAUCAUCAGUCCCUGGGGGGCCGAGUCGUCGGAGGAGGACGACCAGUGGGGCGUCGCAGACGCUGGCGAUGAUGAAGAAGAGGAGGAAGAGAUGGAGGAAGAGAUGGAGGAAGAGAUGGAGAAAGAGAUGGAGGAAGAGAUGGAGGAAGAUGGAAGUGGUGCUCCUCCUGAAGCUCCGUCUCCACAACCACCUCAGCAGGUGCCAAGUCCAACCUUGCAUGAUCCUCCAAAAGUGAUCACAACAAGUGUGGACAUUCAAUGCAAAGAGGAUCUUCAGACAAAGAAGCCAUCCAAAAAUGACAUGUCCUUGGUGCUGCUGACCCGGCGCCUCCUGGAGCUCCUGCUAGCGUCUCCAGACAGUUGGCUGGACCUCCACCAGGCGGCCAGCAGGCUGCAGACCCGCAAGUGUGACGUCUACGACAUCAUCGGCGUGCUGGAGAGCAUCAGAGUGGUCCAGAGGAAGUCCCGCAGGGUCAAGUGGAUAGGACAGUGUCCAAUCUCUCACUUCCUUUGGAAAACUGAGGAGAAAUUCAAGAAGGAGCUAGAGAACCUGAAGCUGGAGGAGAGCACACUGGACAGCCUCAUCAAGAACUGCGCACAGCAACUCUUCGACAUGACGGACAAUGAAGAAAACGCAAGGGCGGCCUACGUCACGCACGAGGACGUUAGCCAGCUCGCCGCCUUCCAGGAGCAGACGGUGAUUGUCAUCAAAGCGCCGGAGGAAACCAAGCUGGAAGUCCCGGCGCCCACAGAGGACAACAUCAAGGUGCACCUGAAAGGCGGCAACGGUCCCAUCAUGGUGAUGACUUGCGACCUGGGCACGGGGGGCGUGCCAGUCAAGGAGGAGAUGAGUGGCUGCUUCAUGACGCUGGAGGAAAGUCGCAUACAGACUCAAACAUUGCACACGCACAAGAACGUCCAGUAGGAGAGGAUUUUUUUUUUAUCCCUUGUAUCCGAGGCGAGACGAAUCGGACUUGUUGCUUUUGUAAACAAACAUUCGCCACUGGAGCCUGGAAAAGGGAGAAACACCGGUGGUUUGACAUUCAUCUACUAUGUUCUUGUGACUUUUUUGUCUCAAUAUCCGCUGACAGAACUCAUUCUUGCAAAAUCUCAAUAUUAUUAUUUAUUACACAGAUGGAUUUUAGUACAGAUUUGAGCAAGGAAGUUGAAAUUAUUUUUUUGUCACGGGCCAUAUCUAAUGACACGGUGGGCCAGGUCUGGCUCUUGAGUUUGACCCCUGUGCCUUAGCAGCGACAAAGAGGGCGAAGGUUUUUUGUAAAACGGAAACGUGUCAUGUGGUUCAGGAUGCACAUUUUUCAUAAAGAGCCACCUUCAUCAUCAAACUGACGUGCGCUUCGCGAAGAGCUUUCUUUGUCAUCUACACCACAUGUUCUGCAUUAUAUUUGUUUCAUCUUAUUUUGAUAAGAAUGUAAAUAAAACAUUAAAUUCUAA